Messenger RNA from Meloidogyne enterolobii, 654 nucleotides. The record is from the annotation of a GenBank genome assembly. Lineage: Eukaryota; Metazoa; Nematoda; Chromadorea; Rhabditida; Meloidogynidae.
GUCAAAAAGAAAAUGUCAUAUUCCUACUUAUUUAAAUACAUAAUUAUUGGAGACACAGGUGUUGGAAAGUCCUGUCUCCUCCUUCAAUUCACUGACAAACGUUUUCAACCUGUACAUGAUUUGACUAUUGGAGUAGAGUUUGGAGCUAGAAUGAUUACUAUUGAUGGAAAACAAAUUAAGCUGCAAAUAUGGGACACUGCUGGUCAAGAAUCAUUUCGUUCAAUAACUCGUUCAUACUAUCGAGGAGCUGCUGGUGCUUUGCUUGUGUAUGACAUAACUCGGCGUGACACUUUCAAUCAUUUAACAUCGUGGUUAGAAGAUGCUCGUCAACAUUCAAAUUCUAAUAUGGUUAUUAUGUUGAUUGGCAAUAAAAGUGAUCUAGAAGCUCGCCGUGAAGUUAAACGUGAAGAGGGCGAAGCGUUUGCACGUGAAAAUGGUUUGGUUUUCAUGGAAACUUCAGCAAAAACGGCAGCAAAUGUUGAAGAAGCUUUUAUUGAUACGGCUAAGGAAAUCUACAGGAAAAUACAAGAAGGCGUUUUUGACAUCAAUAAUGAGGCAAAUGGAAUCAAACUUGGACCACAACAUUCGCCAAGCUCUCCAAAUGCUCCAGGUGGUGGUACUCCUUUAGGCCGUGCAAGCAAUUGCUGUGCAUGA